Molecule: messenger RNA, 7455 nt
Organism: Apus apus (common swift)
Lineage: Eukaryota; Metazoa; Chordata; Aves; Apodiformes; Apodidae
Gene: ZFC3H1
Product: zinc finger C3H1-type containing
Exons: 29
Coding region: 1-5259 (1752 amino acids)
Biological process (GO): RNA processing
Cellular component (GO): exosome (RNase complex); nucleus
Molecular function (GO): protein binding
Source: RefSeq, a predicted model, not a curated record
AUGGCGGCCGCGGAGGCGGCGGCCGCGCCUGCGGAGGCGGCGCUGGAUCCUAGCGGGCUCUCCCCGAAGGAAGAAGGGGAGCUGGAAGACGGUGAAAUCAGCGACGACGACAGCAGCGUCUUCGGGCCCAGUGGCGGCGGCGGUGGCUCCGAGCCCGGCGGUGGCCUCGUCAGCAGCAGGCCCUACUCGAGGCGCAGGCCGCCUCCCGGCCUCCGCGAGGGCAUCUCCCUCUCCUCCUCCGGCCGGCGCUUCCCCCGCUCGCGGCACCAGCCCCCGCCGGAGAUGGGGCACCCGCACGGCCACGGCGGGUAUCGGCCCAAGGACUCGUUCCGCUCCCAUCCGCCGCCCAUGCCGGCGCCGCGGAUAUCGUCGGGCUCGCACUCCGAGACGGGCCCCCGGCUCUCUUUCUGGGAGCGCAGCCACAAUGCCCUGGACCGGUACCGCUUCCGAGGCCGGCCCUACAGGGGAGGAGGGCGCUGGGGUAGGAGCCGAGGCGGCGGCGAUCGGGGAGGUAACCCUCCGGGAAGGCCGCCCGGAGGGGGAGGCGGUUCCGGAUUCGGUAGCAGCCAGGGCUGGAGGGAGCCCUCGCCUCGAAAAUCCAAAACCUUUGGAAGGUCCCCAUCCAGGAAGCAGAACUACUCUUCUAAGAACGAAAACUCGGUGGAAGAAAGUUUUGAGGAUCUGCUCUUGAAGUAUAAACAGAUACAAUUAGAGCUUGAAUACAUUAAUAAAGAUGAAAGACUGGCUUUGAGCAACAGGGAAGAACAUGAACAACAAGAUAAUGAUAAAACAGUGGACACUGAGGACCAAGCAACUGUAGAAAAUGACAGUAUUACAACGGAUGCUAUUAAAGAAGUAUCUCCUGAGGAGAAAAAUCCGGUUAUAGGCUUUCAGGCAUUUGAACUGAAACCUCUCAGACAAAAACUGCCUACUCCAGCUGAGAGAAGCAGAUUAAAAAAAGGUAAAGAAGGCACGAAGCAGUUAUCACAAAAAUCUGAAGUCACAGAAUCCAGCCAAGGUACAGAAGACAAAGAGCAAACAUCAGUGCGAAAGCUUAGCAGCUCAGAUGUUACAUCUGAAAAGAAGCUGCUUGAUGAUGAGGAGGAGAUGUCUGAAUUGCAACUUAGGCUUCUUGCACUUCAGUCUGCUAGUAAAAAAUGGCAGCAAAAAGAGCAACAGGUGAUGAAGGAAAGCAAGGAAAAAUUGACAAAAACGAAAAGUGUAACACAGAAAGUCAAAGCCAGUACAAAAGCACAUUCAACAAAAAAAAGUAGUGCUACAGCCAAGCAAGUUUUGAGGAAACAGACAAAGACAUCGAAGAAGAUGCAGCAGCAAAAGGAGCAAGACAGGCGUCAGAAAGAGGAAGACCAGAGGAAACAAGAGGAAGAAGAGGAGAGAAGAAAAAGAGAAGAAGAAAUCAGAAAAAUUAGGGACCUCUCAAAUCAAGAAGAGCAGUACAAUCGAUUUAUGAAGCUAGUUGGAGGAAAAAGGAGAUCAAGAAGCAGGUCUUCAGAUACAGACUUUAGAUGGUGUUUUGAUAAGCAGUCUACAGAGAGUGCUGGAGGCAUUUAUCAAUAUGAUAAUUAUGAUGAAGUUGCUAUGGAUACAGAUAGUGAAACUAACUCUCGAGCUGCUUCUCCAGUGCAACCUCCUUUCUUUGAGUGUCCAAUAGGAUACUUUCCACCUCCAGUACCACCAAUUUCCUUGCCACUGCCACCUCCAAUUCCGCCUGUACCGUCCUUGAGCCAGCUUUAUGUGGAGGGUAUUUCUUGUAUUUCUCUUGAGCCCACUCCACCUCUUCCACCACUUCCCCCUGAAGAGCCUGAACAGCCACCAAAACCUCCAUUUGCUGAUGAGGAAGAGGAAGAGGAGAUGCUCUUAAGAGAAGAAUUACUUAAGUCUCUAGCCAACAAACGAGCUUUCAGAUCUGAGGAAGCUUCAAGUAACAGUGGUCCACCUUCCCCUCCUGUUCCAGAUAAUUUUCAGUCUGUGCCAAGAAGCAAUCUGACUGCUGUCAGUAUUAAUACUGUGUCUCAGCCACGCGUACAAAAUACAAAGUUUGUUAGAGUACCAAGACCUCCGCGAGCAGUGAUCACACUGCCAAAACACAAGUCUGUUGUGGUUACAUUAAAUGACUCGGAUGAUAGUGAGUCUGAUGGAGAGCCAUCUAACUCAACUAACAGUGUGUUUGGAGGACUAGAAUCUAUGAUAAAAGAAGCAAGGAGAAAUGUUGAGGCCUCAAAAAUCAAAGCCCCUCCAAAAUCAGAAAAAGAAAAUGAUCCAAUGAGAACUCCAGAGGCUCUUCCAGAAGAUAAGAAGAUAGAAUACAGACUCUUAAAAGAAGAGAUUGCCAGUCGUGAGAAGCAACGCUUAAUUAAGUCUGAUCCACUGAGGAACAAUUCAUCCCCUGCAAAUUCUGAUGGUGAAGUUGAUGGAAUUGGGAGAAUAGCAGUAGUGACAAAACAAGUGACAGAAGCAGAAGCAAAGCUUAAGAAAAACAGAAUUCUGUUGAUGAAGGAUGAAUCUGUCUUGAAACAUUUGUUGCAACAAGAGGCCAAGAAGAGAGAGAACGUUCGGAUUGCUGAAAAUAAGAUUAACAAACUGGCUGAACAGCUACAAGCAACAGAGAAGAUCUUGAAUGCUAAUAAGAUGUUUCUCAAGAAGCUUCAAGAACAAAUUCAUAAAGUUCAACAACGAGUUACAGUAAAAAAAGCUCUGGCAUUAAAGUAUGGGGAAGACCUUGCUCGUGCAAAAGCAGUAGCAAGUAAGGAAAUUGGGAAACGAAAGCUGGAGCAAGAUCAUCUUGGACCAAACAAAAUGUUGAAGUUGGAGAGCUCCCCUGCAUCAAGUCCAAAAAAACAUUCAGCAGAAUUAAUUGCAUUAGAGAAAAAACGACUACAGCAACUGGAGUAUGAAUAUGCUCUAAAGAUUCAGAAAUUGAAAGAGGCCCGUGCACUUCAAACCAAGGAGCAAUCAAAUAUUGCACCACAUGCAGAAGAAGAAUCUGAGUUUACAUUACCUCAGCCAUCACUUCAUGAUCUUACACAGGACAAAUUGUCUUUGGACAGUGAAGAAAACUACUUUGAUGAUGAAGUUUUAUCUAAUUCAAACCGUGAACGAAGAAGAUCUUUCAGAGAAUCUAAUUCUUUCACGAAACCAAAUCUUAAACAUAUGGACACUCCAAAACAAGAAACUAAAAACAAACUUUCUAAAAAAGCAUCAGAGGAGCCUGAGCUGUUCCUUGGUUUGAAUAUUGAUGAACUGAAAAAACUUUAUGCUAAAGCUGACAGCUUGAAAGAGCUGCUAGUGAAAAGUACCGCCUUUAUAGUACCUAAGGAAGAUCUGUUGCAUGGUCAGGAAAUUUCAGUGGACAUGGAUUUUGCUACAUCACAAAACAAACAAACUGAAGUGAAACCAUUUCCAUUUCGACCAUAUCAUAGUCCUCUUCUAGUAUUUAAAUCCUACAGGUUUAGUCCAUAUUUUCGAACCAAGGAAAAACUGUACCUCAGUUCAGUAACAUAUAGCAAUAUGAUUGAGCCAAAGCAGUGUUUCUGCCGGUUUGAUUUAACAGGCACAUGUAACGAUGAUGACUGUCAGUGGCAGCACAUGAAAGAUUGUACUCUUAGCCGUAAGCAGCUGUUUCAGGAUAUUCUGUCUUACAAUUUAGAACUGAUUGGUUGUUCAGAAAAAAGCACUGAUGAGGAAAUCAGCACUGCCACAGAAAAAUAUGUUGAAAAACUCUUUGGUAUAAACAGAGACCGUAUGUCUGUGGAUCAAAUGGCUGUUCUUCUGGCCAGCAAUGUCAACGAGAGUAAAAGUCACACACCUCCAUUUACAACAUGGAAAGAUAAAAGGAAAUGGAGACCAAAGUACUGGAGAAAACCUUUGUUAGAUAGUAGUAGCAGUGAAGAGGAACAGUUCGUUGGACCUAUUAAAUAUGCACAUCCCACAGAACAUAAAAAAAGAGCUCCAGCUCUUGAUGCUGUGGUGACUCCAGAUGAUGUCCGGUAUUUUACAAGUGAGACUGAUGACAUUUCCAACUUGGAGGCAAGUGUCCAAGAAAACCCCUGUGAUGUACAGCUUUGGAUUAAACUUGCAUACAAAUACUUGAACCAAAAUGAAGGCUCAUCCUCUGAGUGUUUAGAUUCUACUUUAAACGUUUUGGCUCGAGCCCUUGAGAACAAUAAAGAAAACCCUGAAAUUUGGUGUCACUACCUCAGACUUUUCUCAAAGAGAGGAACUAAGGAGGAGAUACAGGAAAUGUGUGAAACAGCAGUGGAAUAUGCCCCCUCUUACCAAAUCUGGUGGACAUUUUUGAAUUUGGAGAAUUCCUUUGAUGCAAAAGACUAUGUAUGUGGAAGGAUGCUACAGUUCCUUAUGGAAGUGUCAGGGUGGGAAGAAAAUCCAAAUCUCCUGUCCUUUCAGCUGCUGGAGACCCUCCUAUACAGGGUUCACUUAAGCCUGUUUACAGGAAGACAUCAGAAUGCACUUGUUCUGCUACAGAAUGCUUUAAAAUCAGCAAAUGAAAAGAUGGUAUCAGAACGCCUGUGUGUCAGUGACCGUUGCUUGGCUUGGCUGGCGUACAUACAUCUGAUUGAAUUUGGUGUUCUCCCAGUCAAGUUCUAUGAUCCAGCUAAUGUCAGUCCUUCAAGGCUCAUGACCAAAGAGCCAUUUUUAAUACCAUGGCAAACGGUUCAAGAUGUGAAGACUGAUCCUGAUGUGCUUUUAGCUAUGUUUGAAGAUGCGGUCAAAACAUGUGCUGAUGAAAGUCUAGAGGCUGACAAGAGAAUAGCUAUCUGCUUUCCUCUCUACCGAAACAAGAUAGCUUUGCUGAAACUUCUGGAAAGGUGGGAGCCUGCGAUAGAACUUUGUAGAUCUUUAUUGGAGCUCUGCCCAGACAACUGUCAGCUCUUGGAGAGUUUGGCCGCCUUGUAUUUGCAGAUGGGGCAGAGUGACAGUGCCUACAAAGUGUGGAUUGGAGCAUUUGAGAAGAAUCCUCAGAAUGCAGAAAUUUUUUAUCAGUUGUGUAAAUUCCUUAUUUCACAGGAAAGGCCAAGCAGUAUUCUUCCACUGUUGCAAGAUUUUGUGGCAGCUUUCUUUGAGAAUACAUGCCAACAGCAUGGUCCCAUGGAUCUCUUAAGAUAUCUCUUGAAUUUUCCAAUGCCAAUUGAAUUUACAUCACCUCUCUAUAAAGAACAUCUUACAGAUGAUGUUGUAAACCAGCAAAUCCCUUAUCUCUGGCAGAUCUACUGUAAAUGAUCUGCCAGUCCUUAGAGAACCUGCCUGCCUGCUGCACAACAGAGACAGUUUUACAGAACUAUGAAUUGCAAACUAACUUAAAUUCUCCACUUGAGAAAUCUUUCAGAAAUUCUGCCCUCUGGGGAUAGGAACAGGUGUGUUCAUUUUGCAGAAUGAUUUUUUGUUUUACUUUUGCAUUAGAUUGCUCCUGCUAGUAGUGUUCUUUCUUCUGGCUUUUAUAUUGUCUCUAUUUUACAGUUGUUCCCCCACUUAGUUUAACUUUGUGUAGCCCUGGUGUCUCCACCUUUCUUGACUUACUGUUUCAGCUGUUUACGGAGCUUCCAUCAACAGGCUAUAAAAGCUGGAGCUAGCCACAGAUGCCCCUCAGUAGCAAAGUAAUACAGCAAAAUGACUUUUUCCUCUGUGAGAGACUGCAAAGGUGACAGAUCUUUGUCAUGUAUACACAAUCUUUUUGGUUUGUUUUGUUUCUUCCACUGUUUGUUUUGAUAGCAGCACUAUCUAUGAAUGUCAAGCACCCCAAAGAAUUAGUCACCUAUAACUUAUGCUAGUAUAACUGUGGUUGCUAAGAUGCUGACUUAGUCUAAGAAGUUUGCGAGUUCACUGUCUAGGUUGGUCAGUCUUCACAAGUAGCUGUUUGGCUUUUCAGGUAAGUAAGGGGGGCAGAGAUGAUAGUGCUUCAUAUACUGAAUGGGGAUGAGUCAGAACUCCUUCACCACGGUUGCUUUUAGUUAUUAAUUGGUGGAAAACUUUUAUAAACAAAUAAAACGUAUGGUUUUAAAGAAAACUUUUAGUUAAGGUUUCAAUUAACUUACCUUGAUGUUUUCUUUUUAAUAUUGUCCAGUAAUACAAAUUUAAAUGAAUUGUUUAUUUCGAAAAUAAUUAAUGUUCCUCAUAGUUUUAAGUUUGAUACUUGCACAGUGGAAUCAUUGUUAGGAAGUCACUUGAGGUCACUGUUUAGUCAUUAGGAACCUUAAGUUAAGCUCAGAUGCUUCUGUAUUUUAGCAUCUGUCUCUAAGAGGAAAAGCAGUGUUCUUGAAGCACAUGCCUAAGUUGCUUUCAAUGCUAAUAGAGUGCUUCUUUGGUUGAGUUUUGUUACAGUAAGUGCUGAGGUCUUUGGGCCUAUGUAUGUCUUUCCUUUUUUCAGGUACAGAGAACAGAAGACGUAAGUUCACUUCUACUAGGUAAAAGCAGUCAGAUUGAAAUCAGCAAAACCUCAAACUCAAGGAGCCGCGUUUUACCUGGAAAGAUAAUUGUGUGUGCACAACUGUAUGCACACAAUUUUUUAGAGAGAGUAGCAAGUUUGUGAUUUAGUUUGUAGUUCUUGGGGAAAGCAGGAGUAGAAUCAGGCACUCUGAGUACAUAAUCCUAGUCAGGAGGGUUCUAAUGUAUCAACAUUGGUCCUGUCUUGACUUUACAUUUCUGCAGUCUUCCUCUUUAUUAGAAUUUUUUCCCCUCUUACAACAUACUGAACAUACCUUUUUCUUACCCUUUUUCACUGUUACUUUACACUUUGAAAUAAGGAUUAUUCACUGAAUCAGAGUCAAAAAAAUGUGUCUAUUGCUGCCUCUGGUGAGGCCUGACCACAUGUUUCUUUCAGGAGCUGUGGAACAAAAUUCAGGUUUUCUUUGAUUAUUCUUGUCAUUUCUUUUUCCUGACAUGACCAGCAUAUUUCUGCCCCCAGUCCUCAGUAGUAUUUGUCUCAGAACCCUACUUUUAUUUUUACAGUCUGAUACCAUUUCUCAAGUGGUUUUAAUAUGACUUUUGAAAUGUAUUGUUCUGGAGCUUUCCAAAUGGAAACUCAAGACUUGUCUCCAUUCUGUAGCAGUCAGAGCACCCCUAUUAUAAAGUUUAGUAAAAGGAAACUUUACAAGAGUAGAAGACAAUUAAUAAAAGUUAAUUUCUAUUUAAGUUAGGAGUUGCAUUUUAAACUGCAUGGUGUCUGUAUUGUUUAUUAUCUGCAGUUGAGACUUACCCGUUUAUUUAAAUUGACUGAUAAAUUAGUCUAUAAUGCUGCCAAGGCAAAACCACUGUUUUCUUGCAUCUCAGAAUGGAAAAUUCUUCAUUGUUUCUUAUGUUAGUAUGUAAGAACAUACAUUGUUUGUGACAUACAACACUUUCUAACUUUGAAUAUAAACAGUUUGUGCCAGUCUCUUCAUGCAAGUGUUGGUGAAGCACUGGAUGCUUAUGAAGCAGCUC